This is a messenger RNA of Trichophyton rubrum CBS 118892, 1071 nucleotides long. RefSeq lists its product as uncharacterized. Gene Ontology annotation, biological process: nucleosome assembly; regulation of DNA-templated transcription. The transcript has 2 exons. Gene Ontology annotation, cellular component: nucleolus. The record is from RefSeq and is a predicted model, not a curated record. Bases 1 to 1071 code for a protein of 356 amino acids. Gene Ontology annotation, molecular function: histone binding; DNA binding. Lineage: Eukaryota; Fungi; Ascomycota; Eurotiomycetes; Onygenales; Arthrodermataceae.
AUGAGCUUUCUAAACUCCGUUCUCUCCUCUAUCGAGACUGGGGAGGUGUCUAUCACCCCGCCUCCCCCACCUAAAAGUACAACCCCAGACUCGACGUCCUCAAACCAGAAGCCUUCCCUGAACUCAAAGCUGGCAGCAACCUCGAUUAGUGGAAACAGUAAUGGCUAUACAGGCACAGCCCAGAAACGAAAAGCGGAUGAACAGCUGACACGACCAGCUCCGCGGAACGAUCGAUUUUCAAAGCCGUUGCCUUCUUCUUCACCUCAACCUGUGACUCCGGCCUCACGCCUGCCUAGGGACAGCGAUGCUGCUCGUAAACCUGCGUCCAAACCGGCCUCUUCCACGACAGCUGCUUCAAAACCUGUCCUGUCUAAAACCAGUGCUGCUCCUGUUUCAACCAAGCCGCCCCCUAAGGGCUCCUAUGCAGCAAUCAUGGCCGAGGCAAAGGCACUGCAGAAUAAGGCACCGGCUGCCGUUGGGUUAAUAAAGCACCAGGCUGUUCCCAAGGAUAAGAAGAGCAAAGUUCAACAAAAGAAAAUGACAGAGGAAGCCAAACAGCGGGAUCGAGAACCCGCAAACCGGAAGUUGUCAACCGAGAAAUCUGCAGCUACCGCUCCCUCAAGGAGCACCAAAGAAGCCAUUUUGAAAGCUCGUCAAGCCGAAAUGGGCAAACAAGAGGCAUAUAAAGGUACCGCUCGUCCACGACCGGGCAGCUUGCCCCCAGCACGGUCGUCGGAGUCCUCCUACUCUGGCACAUCCGGCCUACCUUCUCGUCGUGCCCAAGGCAGAGAAGCUUCGUAUGGCCGUAUCAAGAGCCGUCGCGCUUCUAGAAAUGAGUACCUUGGGACGGACGAAGAAGACGAAGGCGACUAUGGCUAUGAAGACGAGGACGAUUAUUCUGACGAAUCCGAUAUGGAAGCGGGCUUCCUCGACGUCGAAGAAGAGGAGCAGACCGCGCUAAGAAUCGCCAAACAAGAAGAUGCCGAAGAGCUCAGGCUCGAGAUGGCAGCAAAGAAAGAAAAGAUGGAGCGCAAGAUGAAACUAAAUGCGCUUGCUAAGUCACGGCGCUAA